Adineta steineri is the source of this 690-nucleotide messenger RNA. The record is from the annotation of a GenBank genome assembly. NCBI's taxonomy places the organism in Eukaryota, Metazoa, Rotifera, Eurotatoria, Adinetida, Adinetidae.
AUGUUUUCUCAACUUGAAAUAGAAAACCUCCUGAUCUUCCUACUAAAUCCAAUUAAUAAUCAUAAACAACAUCUGACUGAUUCUCAUAGAAUAGAAGUGAUUAAAAAUCAUCGUCAAUGGGAGAAAACAACAUUAGAUGAAAAACACAAUCCAUUCUAUAAAACUAUUUCAACUACUGUUAAACCUCGAGUUAAACAACAAUCAGACAAAUUAUUAAUUGGUUUAAAACCAAUUACAUUACGAGAAAUGAAUUCAAGAAAAGAUCAUGUUUAUACUGGCCGUGUACUUUCUGUAACGAUUAUUGAAGAAACAUUAUCAUGGAUACCAUCAAUUCAUCUGGUCAUCGAAGAUGCAAACUUUGAUUGUGAGCGAAUGCUCAUUUAUGGAAUUCUGGAAGAAGAAGGCGAAUAUUUGAUUAGCAAAUUGUAUACUGUUGGGAAAAAAAUCCAUAUUAUCAAUCCAUAUUUACGAAUAGGAGCAAAUGAUAUGAAACCAUCGAUUCGUGUUGAUGAUAUUUCUUCGAUUGUAAUGCAAAGUAAAUCUGAAUGGAUAUUAAACAUCUGUCGAUAUUGUUGCGAAGCAGGUGCAUCGAAGUUUUGUGGUAAAUGUAAGCAAGCUUAUUAUUGUUCAAAAGAAUGUCAAACCAAGGAUUGGAAAUUAUAUAAUCAUAAACUUAUUUGUAAAAGUUAA